Molecule: messenger RNA, 215 nt
Organism: Candidula unifasciata
Lineage: Eukaryota; Metazoa; Mollusca; Gastropoda; Stylommatophora; Geomitridae
Source: the annotation of a GenBank genome assembly
GUUUGUCAGUGUCUGAUUUAGUCGGCCUCAUAUUGUUGGCAGGAUCGUGCAUCUGUUUAACACCAGCAGUUGUUCAGGCAAAUCUACCAUUUGACAGCAUAGAAGUCUCGUACCUGAUUUUUAUGAUGCCACAUUUUGCAUUCACCCGUGUCGGCGCUUGCAUUACUGCUUUCAUAAGCCUGGAAAGAUGUUUGAGUAUUGUGGCUCCUUUAAAG